This is a messenger RNA of Phialemonium atrogriseum, 2177 nucleotides long. RefSeq names its product serine/threonine kinase 16. Bases 268 to 1953 code for a protein of 561 amino acids. The transcript has 6 exons. Gene Ontology annotation, cellular component: plasma membrane. Gene Ontology annotation, biological process: transmembrane transport. Lineage: Eukaryota; Fungi; Ascomycota; Sordariomycetes; Cephalothecales; Cephalothecaceae. Gene Ontology annotation, molecular function: transmembrane transporter activity. The record is from RefSeq and is a predicted model, not a curated record.
CUACACAGUACGCGCCGGGCCCGUCCAAGGGGCAGGGGUAAGCUGCGGAUGCGGAGAAGAACCUGGUUAGCCUGAAAUUAGUAUUGGCAGAACCACACAAGCAAACAGUCGUCGCAUGGUCUGUCGCCCUCAAUCCAACCCAAUAAUCCAAUUCUACUCUCCUCUCCUUUCCUUUCCUUUCCUUUCCAACCCAGUGUCCAGUGCCUCAGACACAUACACACGCUCACACACGCCCACACACAGAGAGAACAAGAGAAACACGCCACAAUGCCGUUCGGGAUUCUGGAGUCGAAGCACAUGGAAGACGUGCCUGGCACGGCUGUCAUGACCGACCAGGACGACCUGCCACCCGAAUUCAGUGACAUCCCGAGAGAUCAGCUGAAGCACGGAACCGGGAGGUUCAAGAGUGUCAUCCUCGUGCCGCAGCCAUCUGACAGUCCGAACGAUCCCUUGAAUUGGCCACAAUGGAAAAAGGAGAUGAUCCUCCUCAUCAUCGGCCUCUCCGCCGCGGUUGUCGGCGCCUACGGCCCGAUGCUGUCGCCGGGGUUCGUUGAGAUCUCGGCGAACCUGAACAUCACGGUCGAGAUCCUGUCGCAGGCGACGGCGUGGCUCAUCCUGACCAUCGGGCUGGGCCUGUUCAUCACGAACCCGCUGGCCAAGAUCAUCGGCCGCCGGCCCGUCUUCAUCCUCGCCAUCUGCAUCAUGUUCGCGACCAGCGUGUGGGGCGCCGCCGUCAAGAACUACAACUCGUUCCUGGCCAGCCGCAUCGUCGCCGGAGUCGGCAUGGCCCCCUACGAGGUCCUCGUACAGUGCACCAUCGGCGACCUGUACUUUGUCCACGAGCGCGCCACCCGCAUCGCCGUCUGGAACCUGUUCCUGCUCACCGGCAUCAGCGGCGGCGCCCUGGUCGCCGGCUACAUCAUCGAGCGCGACGGCUACCAGUGGACCUUUGGCGUCUGCGCCAUCUUCUUCGGCAUCCUCAUGAUCGGCAUCGUCUUCUUCGUGCCCGAGACCGUCUACCGCCGGGACUCGCUGGUCGUCGUCGCCCGCGCCGGCGCAAAGGAGUCCGACCCCGUGCACAUGGUGUUGGCCCACGAGCAUGACGCCCACCGCCAUGCCGAGAAGAAGGACGAGAACCCCGGCCAGGUCGAGGUCGCGGUCGCCCACUUGGGAGCCGAUGAGAAGAAGCACAGCUACAUACGGUCUCUGCGCGUCUUCACCGGUCGUCACACCCACGCGCCGAUGUGGAAGGUCUUCACGCGGCCCUUUGUGCUGCUGUUCUACCCGGCGGUCUUCUGGGCGUUCCUGUUAUACGGCACAACAAUCACAUGGAUCGUCGUCUUCUCCGUCGUCAACGCCGUCAUCUUCGUCAACCCGCCCUACAACUUCUCAGUCAGCCAGACGGGCCUGAUCAGCCUCUCCCCCUUCAUCCUGACGGCCGUCGGCGAGGCGAUCGCCGGCCCUCUCAACGACUACAUCUGCCUGUGGCUGACGAAGCGCAACCGCGGCAUCUACGAGCCCGAGUUCCGCCUGCCGCUCAUGAUCGUGGCGACCAUCCUGGGGGUCGUGGGCUUCUUCGGCUUCGGCGCCACGGUCCAGUACCAGACGCACUGGCUCGGCCCCGUCCUGUGCUUCGGGUUCGCCAACAUGAGCAUGGCGUUCCUGGCCACGUGCGCGUUCGGGUACGUCGUCGACUGCCACCGCACGCUCAACGAGGAGGCGUUUGUGGCUAUCAAUGCCAGGAAUAUCUUGACUUUUGGGUUGACGUACUUUGUCAACGACUGGCUUGCCGAGGAUGGCGCCUUGGUUGUGUUCUGCAUCCUGGGAGCUCUGUUCCUUGUCGUGUGCUUGCUGACUAUCCCUCUCUGGAUCUAUGGGAAGCGGGCGCGUGCGCUAAUCGCUCGAAACGAGUGGCUUCAGAGGUUCAUGAACGAUGAAUCUGACGGGAGCUAGUGGACACAGGGUUCCGGUGAGACAUCAGAGGUAAUUCUUGAGUUUGUUUGGAUGAGUGGGAUGGACAAGACGCAGAGUGAUACUGAAUGAACUUCAUAUACAAAGUUUAUGUCAUAAUAGCAUAUAGGCGGACAUCAUAUGCCAGAGACUACUUAAUAUUUGCAUAUAUUGUCGCCAUAAAUGCAUAUUACUCUUGAGCUGCGAGGGAUUUAUGGUGUUUCCGG